Molecule: messenger RNA, 528 nt
Organism: Lentinula edodes (shiitake mushroom)
Lineage: Eukaryota; Fungi; Basidiomycota; Agaricomycetes; Agaricales; Omphalotaceae
Exons: 3
Coding region: 1-528 (175 amino acids)
Source: RefSeq, a predicted model, not a curated record
AUGUUUGAAGACUUUGAUCUCGAAUCUCUCGUCAAUUUGGAGCAAUCUUUUUACGAUGCAGGCUACAGCGAUGGUUUUACGCAUGGUCGAAUUCACGGGCUCAUCGAAGGACGGGCCCUUGGCCGCGAGAAGGGCUUCGAAAUGUGGGAAGAGCUCGGUUAUUAUGAAGGGUUUGCCCUAAUGUGGCAGGCGGUAUAUGCUAGCCAAGGCAAGGAAGACGAUCGAGCUCUCCACCAUAUCAAGCAUCUCCUAGCGCUGAUAUCCCAAUUCCCUCGCGUCAACCCUUCGUCUUCCCAUGCCUCGUCUGAUCUCGAUAUCCCGAAGCUUUUUAGGCAAAUUCGUUCGAGAUACAAGGCACUGUGCUCGUCACUCGGUGUCAGGCCCAGUUUGCGCGCUUCCGGCGAUGCCCAACAUAAAGAGCAAACUCUAGAAGAUGAGCUUGAUGAUGCAGCAAUUUCGAAACCUAAAAAAUCUGUCUGGAAUCUUGAACGCGGCCCAGAUUCGGAGUUGGAAGGAAUGAGUUUCUGA